UUCCCAUAACCCAGUUGCCAAACACGCCGUUAGGCGCUUUUAGCUGCCUGAAUCCAUACGACUGUUUGGUUUCCAUAACUCAGUUGCCAAACACGCCCCUAAGGCGCUUUUAGCUUCCCUGCUCAACAAGGAACCCCAAACAAAUCGUAAGGGGAGAGAGAGAGAGAGAGAGAGUGAAGGCUUUGAUAAUAAAGGACUUCCAGGCUGCGAGAGAUAGAGAGAGAGCUAUUGGAUUGAUCAAUGGCGGGCGUAUCACUCAAGUGUGGGGACUGUGGGGCCCUACUGAGGUCCGUGGAGGAAGCCCAGGAGCACGCCGAGCUGACCACCCACACCAACUUCUCCGAGUCCACCGAGGCUGUGCUCAACCUCGUCUGCACUACUUGCGGCAAACCUUGCCGAUCCAAAACGGAAAGUGAUUUGCAUACAAAAAGAACUGGGCAUACUGAGUUUUCUGAUAAGACUUCAGAGGCGGCAAAACCAAUUAGUUUGGAGGUUCCAAAGGAAGCUGCAGAGUCGGAACAGGCUACCAAUGCAAGUACUAGCCAACCUGAAGAAAUGGUUGUGCCAGAAGUUGACAAAAAAUUGCUUGAGGAACUUGAAGCAAUGGGUUUUCCAGUGGCACGAGCGACCCGUGCCCUUCAUUAUAGUGGUAAUGCUAGCAUCGAGGCCGCUAUAAAUUGGGUGGUAGAACAUGAGAAUGACUCAGACAUAGAUCAAAUGCCCUUGGUACCUGUCAAUACAAAAGUUGAGGCUACAAAACCUUCACUUACACCAGAAGAACUGAAAGCCAAACAACAAGAGCUAAGGGAGAAAGCUCGCAAGAAGAAAGAAGAGGAAGAGAAGAGAACGGAAAGAGAGAAGGAAAAGGAGAGAAUUCGAGUGGGCAAGGAACUCUUAGAAGCAAAGAGAAUUGAGGAAGAAAAUGAGAGAAAACGGAUAUUGGCCUUGCGGAAAGCAGAGAAAGAGGAGGAGAAAAGAGCUAGGGAAAAAAUUCUGCAGAAAUUGGAAGAAGACAAAGCGGAAAGAAGGCGGAAGCUUGGAUUGCCACCAGAAGAUUCUUCAAGUGUAAAACUUUCUUCACCUGUUGUGGAGGAGAAAAAGAGCUCGUUGCCGGUUAGGCCUGCCACAAAAACAGAGCAAAUGAGAGAGUGUUUGCGCGCUCUUAAGCAAAAUUACAAGGACGAUGAUGCCAAAGUGAAGAGAGCGUUCCAGACUCUUCUAACUUUUGCAGGCAAUGUUGUCAAGAAUCCUGAUGAGGAGAAGUUCAGAAAAAUUAGACUCAGCAACCAAUCCUUUCAAGAAAGAGUUGGUGCAUUGAGAGGGGGCAUUGAGUUUCUUGAGCUGUGCGGGUUUGAAAAAAUUGAAGGGGGCGAGUUCUUGUUCCUAGGCAGGGACAAGGUUGACAUGGCCGUGCUAAAUUCAGCUGGGGCCGAGCUGGACUCUGCAAUAAGAAAUCCCUUUUUCGGAGUUCUUUGAGUGAAUAUCAGUUGUAAAAUGGGUGUCACCAAUAAAUAAAUAGUUUUUCUUUUGUAAGUGCUUGGUUUUAUUGAUUGUAAAAGAUUGUGUUGGGCAUGUACUAAUUAUAUUCUGAAUGAAAUUGUGAACAUUUUGUUCU
Molecule: messenger RNA, 1615 nt
Organism: Corylus avellana
Lineage: Eukaryota; Viridiplantae; Streptophyta; Magnoliopsida; Fagales; Betulaceae
Product: ubiquitin-associated (UBA)/TS-N domain-containing protein
Molecular function (GO): protein binding
Source: RefSeq, a predicted model, not a curated record